Messenger RNA from Drosophila mauritiana, 662 nucleotides. It is a transcript of the gene Ilp7, whose product is annotated as probable insulin-like peptide 7. The coding region runs from base 86 to 565 and encodes 159 amino acids. The record is from RefSeq and is a predicted model, not a curated record. Lineage: Eukaryota; Metazoa; Arthropoda; Insecta; Diptera; Drosophilidae. The transcript has 3 exons.
GGCACGCGUCCGCCGUGUGAACCGCACCAGGAUCAGCAUCCCGUAGCAUCCCUUCAAGCGCAAUUCGAGCAGGAGAACUCCCGAUAUGACCAAGAUGAUAAUACAAAACUCGGGCAGCUGGACGCUUUGCGGAGCUCUACUCCUGUUCGUCCUGCCGCUGAUACCCACGCCGGAGGCACUGCAGCACACCGAGGAGGGUCUCGAGAUGCUUUUCCGCGAGCGUUCCCAAUCGGACUGGGAGAACGUGUGGCACCAGGAGACGCACUCCCGCUGCCGAGACAAGCUGGUCCGCCAGCUUUAUUGGGCCUGCGAGAAGGACAUUUACCGACUGACCCGGCGCAACAAGAAGAGGACGGGCAAUGAUGAGGCUUGGAUCAAGAAGAGUACCACGGAACCUGAUGGCUCAACCUGGCUGCAUGUGAACUAUGCCAACAUGUUUCUGCGGAGUCGUCGAUCGGAUGGAAACACUCCAUCGAUAUCGAACGAAUGCUGCACCAAGGCGGGUUGCACCUGGGAGGAAUACGCCGAGUAUUGUCCUUCCAACAAGCGACGCAAUCACUACUGAUUGGCCAUCGACGGUGGAUCUGCUUAGAUAUAUACGAACAAAUAUAUAUUCGCUUUUUUUUCGUGGUUGUUGUUGAUGUUCUUGUUGUGGUCAAAUA